GGGCCUCUCGCUCGUGGGAGCUCCUGGGCCAGUGGGCGUGUCCCCGCCCCGCGGCUCUGCCCCGGGCCAUGGCUCGCGGCUUCCCGGCCUCCAGGGGCUUGGCGGGCCGCAGGGCUGUGUUGAUGUAGUCGCGGGCGCUGCCCUACCUCGCUCCGGGCCGCGUCGGCGAGGGGCUCGCGGCCGGCUGGACUCCGGAGAUGCCCGGGGCCGGAGGUUGGGCCGCCGGCAGCGGGGGUGACGGCCACGUCCCCCGUCUAUUCCCGGUCCUCCCCGAGGGCCGCAGGCGCCCGCCGCGGGGGUGAAGCUCCUCCGCCCCGCCGCCAUGAGUCCCGGCGUCUGAGCCCACGCCCGCGUCUCCCGGCGCCGCCAUGGCGGCCAAGAUGGAGAUAACGCUGAGCGCGUCCCCGGCGCCCGCCCGGCACAUCCUCGCCGAGCCCGAGACGCGGGGGUCCCCGCCGCGCCGCGACCCCGACCCCGACCCCGACCCCGAGCUCGCCCGCCAGAGCUUCCGCCGCCUCAGCUACCGCGACGUGUCGGGGCCUCACGAGGCGCUGUGGCGGCUGCGCCGGCUGUGCCGCCUGUGGCUGCGGCCCGAGGCGCACUCCAAGGAGCAGAUGCUCGAGCUGCUGGUGCGGGAGCAGUUCCUGAGCAUCCUGCCGCCCGACCUCCGGGCGCGCGAGCCGACCCGCGGCCCCGCCAGGAGCCCCUCGGCCCUGGCCGCCCUGGUGGAGGACUUGCCGCGAGCGGCCAAGAGGCCCAAGCAGUGGGUGGCGGUUUGUUUGCAAGGGCAGAAGGUGCUCUUGGAGAAAACUGGACCUCAACUUGGAGGGCAAGAACUGCCAAAUUUUCAACUGCAAAUUCCUAGGCGAUAUUCCUGGGAAAGUUCUCUAGAAGAAUCUUCCCAGGAAGACUGGCAGAACCAGCUGAGCCCCAGUCAUGGGGAGACGACUCCCAUCCUGCAGGAACCAGCCUCCAAAGGGACAGAGGCCCCCAGAAAGAAAAGUGACAACAAGGAGAAUCCACAGCAGGAGAGGGUUAACGGAGCAAAGCCAUGUGCAGUGUCAGCUAGCAAAUCCAGAGGGAAUGGUCUGCAAAGUCCUGAGUCAAGAGUGGUGAAGACGAGUGAACCCCUCUUGUCUCAGAGGCAGGUCAGACCCCCAAAUGCUCAAAAACCAUUUACUUGCUACCAGAGACAUGGCCGGGGAUUGGAAUACAUCAGCAGUCCCCGAAAAAGCCACACACUAAGGGAGCUGAAGAAAAGCGAAGGAGGUAAAAGAAGCCCGAGCGACUGCUUGCAGCGUCUUGGUCCCCAGCCCACCCACUCUGCAGAGAAACCUUACAGGUGUGAUGACUGUGGGAAAAGCUUCACUUGGAAUUCAGAGCUGAAAAGACACAAACGAGUGCACACAGGGGAGAGACCAUACAUGUGUGGGGAAUGUGGGAAUUGCUUUGGACGACAGUCAACCCUGAAACUGCAUCAGAGGAUCCACACUGGAGAGAAGCCCUACCAGUGCAGCCAGUGUGGGAAAAGCUUUCGGCAGAGUUCAAACCUUCACCAGCACCAUAGGCUCCACCAUGGUGACUGAACACAAGGCUUCAUGCUUCCUGAUGGAAGGAAGGUGUCGUGUUUCUUCCUCUUACUUGCAUGUAAAUCACAAAGACCACCUGUGUGACUUACAAAGAGAGCAAGAAUAUUUUAAGCUCCAAGGAAUACAUUUGGUAGUGAGAAGUUCAGAAGAAGCUGGUAGAGAUGUGACUGCACAGUGCCAGGAUGAUGAGAUACUGGUAAUGGACCACAAAGAGAACCUUAGUCCCUUAGAGAGCAGGGCAACUUCUGAGAGGGAAUAAGGACAGUCCUAUAGGUGCCCCCUUACUGAUAAAUCUCCUCCACCCCUGCUGGUUUAUUUAUUGUCUAAAAUAUGUUUAAGAGUAAAUUAUAUGUAUUUUAUGUAUUUAUGCAUUUGCUGUUGAAUCACAAUCUUUUAUCUUGCACAAACUUCUUUAAUAAAGAUGAGUGAUCCACCAGAA
Messenger RNA from Erinaceus europaeus (western European hedgehog), 2028 nucleotides. It is a transcript of the gene ZNF174, whose product is annotated as zinc finger protein 174. NCBI's taxonomy places the organism in Eukaryota, Metazoa, Chordata, Mammalia, Eulipotyphla, Erinaceidae. Gene Ontology annotation, molecular function: DNA-binding transcription factor activity, RNA polymerase II-specific; RNA polymerase II cis-regulatory region sequence-specific DNA binding. Gene Ontology annotation, biological process: regulation of transcription by RNA polymerase II. Bases 369 to 1586 code for a protein of 405 amino acids. The record is from RefSeq and is a predicted model, not a curated record. The transcript has 3 exons.